AUGGCAAGCGAGGAACAAAAAGCACUAGCACUUUUUAUAAAGGAAGUUCAUUCGGCACUUAGAAGAACAUCAUUACACAUUGGACCCAAUAAAGCAUGGCUAGAACAUGUGAAAAAUACGGAUGUCCUAGAAAAUUAUGCAGCCUGCAUGAAUAAAUUGGCAACAACUUACUGGGAUGCAAACAGCGCAAAGGAUUGUAAUGACGUGGUUUCACGAAUCGAGUGGUCUGCGGCAUUUUGUCUAGACUAUUUCGUAAACAAAUUAUAUUUAAAAUAUAGAGAGAAGGAUAUUCAAAUUGGCAGCAAAAUACUUUGUAUAAGUGUAGACACAAAAGAAAAUUUUGGCACUCCAAUUCAAUUAAUUGACGUAGGAAGCUGUUAUAAUCCAUUUAAAAUAUUUGAUUUUUUAAGUGUUUUCCCCAUAGAUUUAUGUCCUGCUAAUGAUGGUGUAUUUCAAUGUGAUAUUUUGAGUGUAAAUCUAGGUUCAAAGACAGAAUUAGAUGGAACUAAAGUUGUCCAGUUACAAGUUUCUUCAUUCGAUGUUGUGACAUUUUGUUUUGUAUUAGAAUAUAUUCCAGACUCAAAAUUACGAAUUGAGGCAUGUGUGAAAGCUUAUGAUUUAUUGAAACCUGGAGGGUUACUUAUCAUUAAUACACCUGACUCUAAACAUGUUGGUGCAAAUUUUAAAAUAAUGAAGUGUUGGCGAUACACAUUAGCACACAUUGGAUUUUCAAGAAUAAAGUAUGAAAAAUUUAAGCAUAUGCAUUGUAUGGCGUUUAGGAAAUCUAUACACAAAGAUAUUGCAGUUAGAUGGGCUAAAUUACAUAAAGAACCAUACAUGGAAUACACUAUGAAUAUACCUCAAGAUUUCUGUCAUACAAGUGAUAUUAAAAACUUCUUAUCAACAAAAACAGUUACAACUUUUGAUGAUUUAAAAGAAUUGCCAUUUUGUGAUGAUAUAGUUGGUUAA
This is a messenger RNA of Diatraea saccharalis (sugarcane borer), 969 nucleotides long. The record is from the annotation of a GenBank genome assembly. NCBI's taxonomy places the organism in Eukaryota, Metazoa, Arthropoda, Insecta, Lepidoptera, Crambidae.